UCUGGAUGAUAGCGCUGCUAAUCGACGUGCCAGAAGCAAUUUACCUCCAGACCCGAGCCUUCAAGUAUGAGAGUCCCAACGUGGAUACCGUCUUCUUAACUCAGUGCGCCCCAGCGUGGCCAGCAGCAGUGGACUUGUCCAUCACGGUGGCCAAGUUCGUGCUGCUGUUCGUGGUGCCGCUGUCCUUCAUGGCCGCCGCCUACGUCCAGAUUGUGUCCAUCCUCUGGCACCGACAGCUCCCAGGGCCACCCCCUGUCACCCAUCAUACCCCGACCAUCGAAGUGCCCCCUCAGCAGUAG
Molecule: messenger RNA, 299 nt
Organism: Hyalella azteca
Lineage: Eukaryota; Metazoa; Arthropoda; Malacostraca; Amphipoda; Hyalellidae
Exons: 4
Coding region: 6-299 (97 amino acids)
Biological process (GO): G protein-coupled receptor signaling pathway
Cellular component (GO): membrane
Molecular function (GO): G protein-coupled receptor activity
Source: RefSeq, a predicted model, not a curated record